AUGACAAAUAUGAACGGUGGUGAUUCUGAAGGUGAGCCUCCUGGCGAGCAGGGCACGCCCCAACCUAUUGCUAUCAUCGGGUAUGCCUGCCGGCUGCCGGGGCAAGUUACAUCUCCCAGUGACCUAUGGGAGCUCUGCACCCGAGCUCGAAGUGGCUGGACACCCAUCCCCAAAGACCGGUUCUCUGUCGAAGCAUUUCACCACCCUAACCCGUCCAAAGUUGGUUCCUUCAACCCGAAGGGAGGCUACUUCCUCGACGAGGACAUUGCACGCUUUGAUGCUCCCUUCUUCAACCUCACCGUUCAAGAAGCUACAUCCAUGGACCCUCAGCAGCGCUUGCUGUUGGAGUGCGCGUAUGAAGCUUUGGAGAGUGCUGGAAUCCCCAAAGAGAGUCUUGCCCGCCGAGACGUGGGCGUCUUUGCUGGUAGUAAUUUCUCUGAUUACGAGCUAAAUAACGUCCGUGAUAUCGAGACUAUCCCCAUGCACCAAGCUACUGGGUGUGCAGCCUCACUGCAGUCCAACCGUAUCUCAUACUUCUUCGAUCUACGAGGGCCCAGUAUCACAGUGGACACGGCUUGUUCUUCUUCGCUUGUUGCACUCCACUAUGCAGUACAGAGCUUGCGAAGCGGGGAAUCCAAGGAAGCUCUCGUUGCUGGUUGUCACCUUAACCUUGUACCAGAUAUUUGGGUUUCUAUGUCCAUGUCACAGCUGUUCAAUGAUGAGGGUAAAACCUUCUCCUUCGACGAGAGAGCUACAUCUGGUUUUGCGCGAGGCGAAGGCUCCGGUGUCGUAAUCCUGAAACCCCUCGAUGCUGCAUUGCGCGAUAAAGAUCCCGUCCGUGCUGUGAUUGUACAUUCGGGAGUCAAUCAAGAUGGGCGAACACAGGGAAUUACGCUGCCAAAUGGCCAGGCUCAGGAAGAGCUAAUUCGGCGGGUCUAUAGAGAGGCCAACAUCAACCCGGACGAAUGCGGGUUCGUAGAAAUGCAUGGAACUGGAACAAAGGCCGGUGAUCCUAUCGAAGCUACAGCAGUUCAUGCAGCACUUGGAAAUAAUCGGACUCCGACGAACCCGCUUUACAUUGGAUCAGUCAAAUCCAAUAUUGGACACUUGGAAGGUGCCAGUGGAAUUAUUGCCAUCAUUAAAGCAGCCAUGAUGCUUGAUAGAGAUUUGAUGCUUCCGAAUGCCGAGUUCAAGAAAGCGAAUCCUAACAUUCCUAUGAGCGAGUGGAAUAUGAAAAUCUUAACGACGACGCGGCCCUGGCCUUCUCGCAUGAAAUACCUUAGCGUGUCCAAUUACGGUUUUGGGGGAACCAAUGCACAUGCCGUUCUUGAAAAGGCACCAUUGACAUCCAAAGCCCCAGAUGGAGCUGUUGAGGAUGUUGACAUGGACCCUAAACGCAAGUUGUUUUUGAUCUCUGCCAACGACAAGGAGUCUCUACGAACUAGGAUCAAAGACUUUGGCAUUUACUUCGAACAACAUCCAGAGGUCUUUGAAAAGACUCUAUUCGGCAACUUUGCUUAUACUCUAGGCAACAAGAUGUCCCAACUCUCGUACCGUGUUGGUGUAUCAGCUACCUCGCUAGAUGAUCUUGGAAUCCGUCUUGCCCAAUUGAAGAUCAAUCCAUCCAGGGUUUUAGGCUCCCCAAUAGUCUCGUUUGUCUUCACUGGUCAAGGGGCCCAGUGGGCACAGAUGGGUGUUCCCCUUAUGCAUGAGUACCCUGUCUACGAGUCGGCCAUCAAACGAGCUGAUCAAUGCCUACGGGAUCUUGGAGCUGAGUUUUCACUGAUCGAAGAGUUGGAAAAGGAUGUUACUAUCUCCGAGAUUGACUACCCUUAUCUGAGUCAACCGGCCUGCACAGCGCUUCAGAUUGCGUUAGUCAAUCUCCUGGAAUCUUGGGGAAUUCGUCCCGCUUCAGUCGUUGGCCAUAGUUCUGGAGAGAUUAGUGCAGCCUACGCUGCGGGGAUUUACGACUUGGAGGGAGCUAUAGCUCUGGCUUACUGGCGUGGUCAAAUGACCUCCUGGCUUAAAUCCUCGUUCCCGUCUCUUAAAGGCGCCAUGAUUGCUGUUGGAACCAGUCGCGAGGCUAUCCAGCCUAUUUUGAAGGCCCUAUCUGGUUACGCCACCGUCGCUUGCGUGAACAGUCCCUCCAGCGUGACCGUGUCUGGAGACGUGUCCGCAAUUGACGGACUUGAAAGUGUUUUCCAAGAUAAACAGCUUUUCAACCGAAAAUUGAAGAUUGACGUUGCCUACCAUUCCGACCACAUGAAGAAGGUUGCUGAGGCUUACCUCACUGCCAUUCAAACCAUUGAGCACUUCCCAUCGGCAACAGCCUCAUUCUUUUCUUCUGUCUUUGGACGCUUGAUGGAAGCUUCAGAGCUUGGUCCAGAAUACUGGAUUUCUAACCUGACAUCACCGGUGUUGUUCUCUGAUGCUCUUGGCAAGAUUGUGUCGGACGAUGAAACACGACCCAACCUUCUUGUUGAAAUCGGUCCACACUCAACACUAAAGGGCCCUAUAAUGGAUAAUCUAAAAAGCUUGGGCUCCACCGUCUCCAAGAUUGCAUAUACACCAACAAUUAUUCGUGAAGUGGAUGCAGCUAAGUCAGUCUUAGAUACCGCUGCUGCUGCCUACAUGCGGGGCGCUACACUCAACAUGACAGGAGUGAAUUUUCCCAAGACCAGUGCGGCAAACCGUUGGUUCUUGAGUAACUUGCCUCGCUACCCUUGGCAACAUGGAACUCGGUACUGGCACGUUGCCCGUAUCUCACAGAAGCAUAGGAUGAGAGACCGCGCCAGGAAUGAUGUCUUGGGAGUAUUGGCAAACUACUCAAAUGAUCUGGAGCCGACGUGGCGGAAUAUUAUCCGCUUAGAUGAGAUUCCCUAUCUCCGGGACCACAAGAUGCAGGGGAUGGUCGUAUACCCCAUGGCAGGCUAUUUGGUAAUGGCCAUUGAGGCCGCUCGAAGACUCGCAGAGCAAGCUGAUAUCCAAAUCUCCCAAUUUGAACUGAGGGAGGUCAUUGUGGGUUCGGCGCUUGUGCUCAGUGAUGACACAGAUGCAGAGACCACCAUUACUCUCCGCCCCUACGCUGAAGGUACCCGUGGAUCAUCCGAUAUCUGGGAUGAGUUCCGUGUCUGUUCAUGGACCUCAAAAAGAGGAUGGACAGAGCACUGUACUGGGCAGGUGCGGGUUCGCUCCGAUCCGAAACAGCAGGCGGCUACGAUAUCGAGCCCAUUCGAGACUCAAACCACCCACACGAAAGCUCAAAUCGCGAGAAUUCAGGAGGCGGCUACUCAUCACCUCGAUAUGUCCCACAUGUACCAGGUCCUUAGUGAUCUAGGAGCUGGGUAUGGUCCCAUCUUCCAAGAUAUUGAUAACUGCUACUCCAGCCCUCAUCACUCGUUUGGCGAUCUACAUGUUAGGGAUACCCGCAGUGUCAUGCCGAAGGGAUUUGAGCCUCCUUUGACUGUCCACCCAUCAUUCCUCGACGGGCUUCUACAUUUUGCUUGGCCCCUCCUUGGCCAGGGCUUGGGCCGAAUGGACCUGGACACACUUUACAUGCCGACAAUGAUCAAGCGUGUGACAGUCGGCCUCAAUGCCCCAACUACUGCUGGUGAAUAUCUUAAAGGUUAUUGCAGUGGCAGUUCCAGCUUGCCUUUCCCUGCGCCGACCAAAUUCAACCUUUUUGCUACCCCAGAGGGCUCUACAGAGCCCAUAAUUACAAUAGAUGGUUUGGUAAUGACUCCUCUCAGAAAUCCAGACAUGCACCGUGAAGAAACUCGCAAACUGUGCUAUAAAAUUGAUUGGCACCCCUUGACCGAGGUUGAAAAUGCCGUUGAAGGAGAUGAUCAAGAUCGCAAUAGCCCUGCGGAAUAUUGUGGCCACACCGACACCCCCGGGGACGCAAAUACGAAUGGAAACACAGAACAGAAAGGCAACGCGCACGCAAAUGGAGAUCAUAUCAAACCCAAUCACGAUCUCUUCAUCACUCACUUUGGAAAAGCUGAUGGUAUUGCUGAUAAAUUGAGAAUUGCACUGUCUGACACAUCCGGCCGGCAGGUGUCCAUCGGAACCUUUGGUAAAAUGGACUUCUCUCAAAAGUAUCUUGUUCUCCUUCAGACUGGAGCCAGCUCUCUACGAUAUCUCACCAAAGAUGUAUUUGAGGAGCUCAAGAAGGCGCUGUUCAAAGCUCAAACUGUGCUCUGGGUGUACCGGACUGAUUCUCCAGAUGCUCAAAUGACAGUCGGAUUGGCUCGCACCUUACGCUCGGAGACCUUGGCUAGGAUAGCUACUCUUGGGUUGGCUCCUGUGGACAUCGAAUAUUCCGAGAAGCCUAUUCAGGCAGCCAUUAGUGCUCUAUGGCCCACCGACGGGAAGCAGCGCUCAAAAGAUCUCGAGUUCAAGGCUAAAGGCUCGGAGCUCUUUGUCCAACGCAUAGUAGAAGAUGAUGCUGCUAAUAGUUUCGUCCACAAUGAGACCCACGAUAUGACAAUCUCAACCCAACCAUUCAGUCAGCCCGGGCGACGCUUCAAGAUCCAGAUCGGCAACCCAGGUGCUCUCGAUUCCCUCUACUUUGUAGAUGACACUCCCUUACCACUCAGCGAGGACCAGAUCGAACUUCGAGUCAAAGCAAGCGGUCUGAACUUCAAAGAUAUUGUGGUCUCCAUGGGCCAGCUUGCCCAGUCCUAUAUUGGAAUUGAGUGCAGUGGUGUUGUUUCCAAUGUAGGAUCAAAUGUGAAGAAUUUCAAGGUUGGUCAAAGAGUCAUGGCCAUGUCGGAGGGCUGUUUCUCAACCUACGCACGAUGCGCUGCCACUAGCGCCGCGGAAAUCCCAGGCGACAUGUCAUUCGAGGUCGCAGCCACAGUGCCAGUUGUAUUCUGUACUGCAUACUAUUCUCUAUUUGACCUAGGUCAGCUGAAAACCGGCGAGCGGGUUUUGAUCCAUGCCGGUGCUGGUGGUGUCGGUCAAGCCGCCAUAAUGCUAGCGCAGAUGAUAGGUGCAGACAUUUUUGUUACAGUCGGAAGCCUCGACAAGAAACAGUUCUUGAUGACCCAGUAUGGUAUUCCCGAGGGCCGCAUCUUCUAUAGUCGUGAUGCAUCCUUUGCUCGCAGCAUCCGCAGAGCAACUGGCGAUGUUGGCGUGGAUGUCAUCGUCAACUCCCUAGCAGGUGAUCUAUUGCGCGAGACUUGGGAGUGUCUUGCGGCGUUUGGACGAUUUGUCGAGAUUGGCAAGGCCGAUAUCACGAAAAAUACCCGCCUUGACAUGCAGCCUUUUGAGCACAACGUCACAUUCUCGUCGGUUGAUCUUACUAAGGUUGGAAAGUUCAAGCCGCAGCUGAUGAAACGCCUCCUGUGUGACGUUUGUCGACUAAUUACUGAGGGAUCGGUUCAUCCUGUCCUUCCACUCUCGAUCUAUCGGAUUUCUGAUAUCGAGAAGGCAUUCCGUACUCUACAGAUCGGCAAGAGUAUGGGUAAAAUUGUAAUGGUUCCCCAUGAAGGUGACCAAGUCAAGGCAAGCAGCACCACCUUACCCGUGAUCAGUCCCACUCUCUUACGACCUGAUGCAUCAUACAUUUUGAUUGGUGGUACUGGCGGUCUAGGCCGAAGCAUCGCCAAGUGGAUGUCCUCGAAGGGUGCAAAGAACAUUGUUCUUGUGUCUCGCCGAGCCACGAUUAAUGAAAGGGUCCAAGCUUUGAUUGAUACCUUAGCUCCCCUAGGAGUGCGGAUGGUGGUUAAGGCUUGCGAUGUCAGCAGCCAGGAGUCUGUCGAGGCUCUGGUUAACGAAGAUAUGAAAGACCUUCCCCCUAUACGUGGUAUCAUUCACGGUUCGAUGGUGCUUCGUGAUAUGCUCUUCGAAAACAUGUCUCUCGAAGACUUUACGGCCGUAGCACGCAACAAGGUAGAAGGAGCUUGGAAUCUGCACAACACGCUGAUAAAUUCCCCGCUAGAUUUCUUCAUUGCCCUCUCAUCAGUGGCCGGCAUAAUCGGCAAUCGCGGACAAGCAGCAUACUCCGCAGCAAACGCAUUCCUGGAUGGAUUCAUAGAAUACCGCAAAUCCAUUGGUCUUCCGGGAACAUCAAUCGACCUCGCUGCAGUCAGCGACAUCGGCUAUCUAGCCGAUACCGACGCCCAGCGACGCCAGGAAGUACUGAAGAAUAUUGGCGGCCAGACCAUCGACGAGUCGGAAGUCCUGGCGCUGAUAGCAGCCGCUCUGACGGGUGAUCUCGACAAGUCCUGCUCUGGGCAGUGCAUCACGGGAUUGGGAGUGGAUUCACUCGAGAACAACUUCUGGAUCCAGGACGCGAGGUUCAGCGUGCUCCACGAGGCUGCUAGAGGUACACUGGGAAGCAGUUCGCAGAGUGACGGCCCGUCUGUGCCGCUGCACGUCACUUUGUCGGCUGCCUCAUCCAAGGAGGAGGCUUUGAAAGUAUGCUACGAGGCGCUGGCCGCAAAGUUAGCACAGGUGCUUGUUCUCUCCUUGGAGGAUAUGGAUCCCUCGAUUACAGUGGUUUCGUUGGGUCUUGACUCGCUGGUUGCUAUUGAGAUCCGUAACUGGAUUGCCCGUGAGGCUAAUGCCAAUGUGCAGGUUCUGGAGUUGUUGUCCAGUGGCAGUUUGAUGGCCUUGGUUGAGAUUAUCCUCAACAAAUCUCAGGCUUAUACUCGCACUGAGUAA
Messenger RNA from Penicillium expansum, 6669 nucleotides. RefSeq names its product type I polyketide synthase. Gene Ontology annotation, molecular function: 3-oxoacyl-[acyl-carrier-protein] synthase activity; oxidoreductase activity; phosphopantetheine binding. Gene Ontology annotation, biological process: secondary metabolite biosynthetic process; fatty acid biosynthetic process. Lineage: Eukaryota; Fungi; Ascomycota; Eurotiomycetes; Eurotiales; Aspergillaceae. The record is from RefSeq and is a predicted model, not a curated record. The transcript has 5 exons. Bases 1 to 6669 code for a protein of 2222 amino acids.